GCAACACAAUGGAACACACAGAGCCACUGUUCCGCCCGGCUUUGAUGUCAUCACGCAGGACAGCUGUACGUAACGUGGAGCUGGGGGUUGUAAGCCGGUGAAGGAGCUCCCGUGCAAUGGUUAUGAAAGCAUCCAUGGAAGAUGAUGAUUCUGCUUGGGAACUUUCCAUGAAGUACAAAAUGCAAUACAAAAUGAUGAAGAGCAAUACCAACUGGAUAGACAUAACUCAGGAAUUCCGGGAUGCCUGUCAUGAACUGAAACUGGGAGAGUUGCUCCAUGACAAACUCUUUGGACUCUUUGAAGCAAUGUCAGCUAUUGAAAUGAUGGAUCCUAAAAUGGAUGCUGGAAUGAUUGGUAAUCAGGUUAAUCGAAAAGUCCUUAAUUUUGAACAGGCCAUAAAGGAUGGCACCAUUAAAAUUAAGGAUUUAACAUUGCCUGAUCUAAUUGGAAUAAUGGAUACCUGUUUUUGUUGUCUGAUAACCUGGUUGGAAGGGCACUCCUUAGCACAAACUGUUUUCACUUGUCUUUAUGUCCAUAAUCCUGAUUCUAUAGAGGACCCCGCUAUGAAGGCAUUUGCUUUAGGCAUUCUCAAAAUUUGUGACAUUGCUAGAGAGAAAGUCAACAAAGCUGCUGUUUUUGAAGAGGAGGAUUUUCAGUCUAUGACAUAUGGAUUUAAAAUGGCUAAUGGUGUCACAGAUCUACGGGUAACAGGAAUGUUGAAAGAUGUAGAAGAUGAUCUGCAGAGGAGAGUUAAGAGCACCAGAAGCCGACAGGGAGAAGCUAGAGAUCCUGAAGUAGAGCUAGAGCAUCAGCAGUGCUUGGCAGUAUUCAGCAGAGUGAAGUUUACCCGUGUUUUGCUCACUGUUUUAAUAGCAUUUACUAAGAAGGAGACAAGUGCAGUCAUAGAAGCAUCCAAGAUGAUAGGCCAAGCAUCUGACCUUCUCUCUGCCAUUCAAAACUCCCUUUCACAUGGUAUUCAGGCCCUGAAUGAUACGACAAAGGGAGAGCAUCCAAUUAUGAUGGGGUUUGAACCUCUUGUUAACCAGCGGCUUCUCCCUCCAACAUUUCCUCGUUAUGCAAAAAUUAUUAAGAAAGAAGAAAUGAUUAACUAUUUUUACAAACUUAUAGACCGUAUAAAAAUGGUCUGUGAAGUUGUCAAUUUAACAAACCUUCACAGUAUUCUGGACUUUUUCUGUGAAUUCAGUGAGCAGUCUCCUUGUGUUCUCUCAAGAUCCCUCUUACAGACUACUUUUCUUGUGGACAAUAAAAAGGUAUUUGGAACCCAUCCAAUGCAGGACAUGGUGAAAGAUGCUUUGCGCUCUUUUGUUAGUCCUCCAGUUCUAUCCCCAAAAUGCUUUCUGUAUAAUACCUCCCAAGCAAAAGACUACAUUGAAUCGUUUGUUACACACUGUGCACGACCUUUCUGCAACUUAAUUCAGAUCCAUGGUCACAACCGAGCACGACAGAGAGAUAAACUGGGGCAUAUUCUAGAGGAUUUUGCUACCUUACAGGAUGAGGCUGAAAAAGUAGAUGCUGCUCUUCACAGUAUGCUGCUCAAACAGGAGCCACAGCGGCAACAUCUGGCUUGUCUGGGGACGUGGGUUCUAUAUCAUAACCUGAGGAUAAUGAUCCAGUAUCUGCUGAGUGGCUUCGAGCUGGAACUCUAUAGCAUGCAUGAGUAUUACUACAUCUAUUGGUACCUGUCAGAAUUCCUCUAUGCGUGGUUGAUGUCCACGCUUAGUCGAGCAGAUAGCUCCCAGAUGGCAGAAGAGCGUAUAACGGAAGAGCAGCAGAAAGGCAGAAGCAGCAAAAAAACAAAGAAGAAAAAGAAAGUGCGCCCUCUGAGUAGAGAGAUCACUCUAAGCCAAGCUUAUCAAAACAUGUGUGCUGGGAUGUACAAGACAAUGAUUGCAUUCGAUAUGGAUGGCAAAGUUAGGAAACCAAAAUUUGAGCUGGACAGUGAACAAGUUCGAUACGAGCACAGGUUUGCGCCAUUUAACAGUGUAAUCACACCACCUCCCGUGCACUAUCUGCAGUUUAAGGAAAUGUCUGAUUUAAAUAAAUAUAAUCCUCCUCCUCAGUCUUCAGACUUAUUCAUGGCAGCUAGCAAACAUUUUCAGCAAGCAAGGAUGAUUUUAGAAAAUAUUCCCAAUCAGGAUCAAGAGGUCACUGAGAUUCUAAAGGUUGCCAAAAACAAUAUUGUCGUCAUGAAGUUGCUUGCUGGGGGUCAUAAAAAGGAUUCAAAGAUUCCACCUGAAUUUGACUUCUCUGCACACAAAUAUUUUCCUGCUGUCAAACUGGUUUGAAUGGUUCCUACAAAGAAGAGACUGUCACAUAAAUAUACAGUGUGUUCUAGACUAUUCAUUGGAAACCAAAUGCAAGACUGACGUGAAAAUAGUUUUAUUCAUAAUUUUGUUAUUGGUAAAAAAAAAAAAAAGAAAAAAUGUUUUUUGGUUUUUUUUUUCCUUUGUUUUUUUUUAAGGAAAGAAAAAAGAUUUUAGUUGCUCCCAUUUUCAUAAUUGUGUCUAAACACUUGUUUUUGAAUAAGUAUUAAAUAUUUAAGAAA
This is a messenger RNA of Pelobates fuscus (common spadefoot toad), 2566 nucleotides long. It is a transcript of the gene NAA35, whose product is annotated as N-alpha-acetyltransferase 35, NatC auxiliary subunit. Gene Ontology annotation, cellular component: NatC complex. The record is from RefSeq and is a predicted model, not a curated record. NCBI's taxonomy places the organism in Eukaryota, Metazoa, Chordata, Amphibia, Anura, Pelobatidae. Gene Ontology annotation, biological process: N-terminal peptidyl-methionine acetylation. The transcript has 23 exons. Bases 117 to 2306 code for a protein of 729 amino acids.